Messenger RNA from Penicillium mononematosum, 885 nucleotides. Its product is annotated as MFS general substrate transporter. The coding region runs from base 1 to 885 and encodes 294 amino acids. The transcript has 3 exons. Gene Ontology annotation, biological process: transmembrane transport. The record is from RefSeq and is a predicted model, not a curated record. Gene Ontology annotation, molecular function: transmembrane transporter activity. Lineage: Eukaryota; Fungi; Ascomycota; Eurotiomycetes; Eurotiales; Aspergillaceae.
AUGACCAUAAAGCCAGCUCAAGGGCCGUUUAAUCAUGACCUGGAGAUCCAAGAGACAUAUGCCACCACACAGAGAACAGCAGCUCCUCCUCAUCAGGAGUCCUUGCCCUACUCCGCGUUCAGCCUCGCACAGAAAAGAUGGACCAUUGCCAUUGUUGCUUUCGCCGGAUGGUUCUCCUCUCUCAGCAGUUUCAUCUACUUCCCAGCGAUCCCUUCCAUUGCCUCGGAUCUAGAUGUCUCCACUGAACGGAUCAAUCUGACUGUCACGGCCUACCUCGUCAUGUCGGGCAUCUUCCCUUCCAUCGUGGGAAAUGCUACCGACACACUCGGCCGGCGGCCUGUCUUCAUCGUGACGCUAGCUCUGCACAAGAUACCUGUGGACCAGAGCAAAGAUCACAAUCUUGCAUCGUUUCCAGUCGAGGAAGCUCGUCUGCGAAUCGUCAAAUACUUUCUUGUCGUAUGCUGUCUCCUGAUAAUUGGCUAUGGUUGGUCUCUCCAGUACCGGGCCCAUAUGGCGGUGCCUCUAGUUCUUCAAUUCUUUAUCGGACUUACCAUACAGGUCUUCUUUACCUCCGCGAGCAUUCUUCUCGUCGACCUUCAUCCUGAAGGCCCCGCCACGACCCAGGCGGCGAAUAAUUUUGUACGAUGUGAAAUGUCGGCAGGCAUGCUUGCUCUACUGGACUUGCUUCUUGUGAAACUUGGUCCGGGGUGGUGUUUUGUUCUCCUUGCAGCCCUUGUCCUUGUCACUAUACCACUGCUAUAUCUUUUAGAAAGGAGAGGUAUGUUAUGGCAACAGAAGAGUUCCAGUUCAACAAUGACUGGUCCUGUUGAGGAAGCGGAACUGGGAGAAGAGAACAGUGAAUUAGAGAAGAGACUACAUUCCUAA